Molecule: messenger RNA, 4449 nt
Organism: Formica exsecta
Lineage: Eukaryota; Metazoa; Arthropoda; Insecta; Hymenoptera; Formicidae
Gene: shaker
Product: potassium voltage-gated channel protein Shaker
Exons: 10
Coding region: 2243-3931 (562 amino acids)
Biological process (GO): protein homooligomerization; potassium ion transmembrane transport
Cellular component (GO): voltage-gated potassium channel complex; membrane
Molecular function (GO): delayed rectifier potassium channel activity; protein binding
Source: RefSeq, a predicted model, not a curated record
AAAAAAUGCGGUUACGUUGUGUUGUUUUUGUAUAGAAUGAUUAUAUUCUUGUUUACUUGUACCCCUGAAAUUUAUUAAGGAACUUAAUCCAUCCGAUUCUCGUUUUUAUCCUGGUUUUAGUUGUGAUCAGAGAUCACUAUUGAAUAUAUUAUAGAUUAAUCGAUCUAUAUAUAUGGCAAACAAUUCGUCACAUGUUUAAGUUAAUGCCUUUAAACUGAUUUAUUUUUCAGUCGAUCCAGCGUUGUUGCUGAUAUUAAAAAUUUUUGAUGUGGAUUUUAUCAUUUAACAUUUUGAACUAAUUAUUAGGCUUAUUUAACUCUAAGCUGAAAAGGGUGUUACAAGUUUGUCGAUAACUUCAUGAAAAUUUCAUUGAAAAUUUGUGAAAUUGGCAUGAUUUUACGAAAAUGAUUAAUUGCCAUCGUGUACCAAUUCGGUUUCAAUUCAUCUAAUCGCGUCUAGUUUAACGCGUCUCAACGAGGGGAUCAAUCGAUCACGACAGGUCAAAUUCGCCGUGGCAUCUCAUGGGAUAACGUGGUUCGAUGCGAAAGCGGGGAUGCCGCGUGUGUUUCCCCUGUCCGCGAGCUCUCUCACGCACCGCCAAUGCGGCUGAGAUCGCGCGAUCCCAUUGGCUGCUCCUGUGCCGUGGUGUCGGCGAUGGGUACGUCCAGGUUCGACGCUCGUGCUCGACCGCGGAGUGCGCGUGUGGAUUUCUCGCUUUUCCCUGCGAGGAGCGUUCAACCAGUUUGGGCAGGCAGAUGAUCGCGCGAGGAGAGGAAGCGUAGAAUAUAUCCGACACGCUUAUCGAGGAGCAACUUGAGUGACUAUCUGGUUUUCGUAUUAUCGCGGUCGUGAUGGUGUUGACAGCUCGUUGAGUCGAGAUUCGCGUGUGACAAUUGUUGCAAAAGUAUUAUAAUUAGCAUUAUAUGUGAAUGCCAUUAUAUAUUAGCCUUAAACCACCCUAUUCAUCAACUAUACAUAUACGUACAAGGCCAUUUUCCCUUCGAGAUUGUUACUAUAUGUCAAAGUCGUGCCGGUCUCGUGCUGCGUCUGGCUUUGGGCCAAUAAAUGUGCGAAACCGAGAAGGGCAGGGGAAAGACAGGGAUAGAUCGGAGGGAGGAAAUAGCGUCCCGUCAAUGAGAGAGCGCGGAUCCGCGAUGAAUAUCGUGUGACGUGAUUUUUUUCGCCGCUGUGUGUGCAGCGAAAUGCGACCUAACAACGCGACAUUAUCGCGACGUUAUCACGCCGGUUGAGAGAUCCCUCGGCCGAUGAGGGCUAAUGUAAGGAAGGGCGAUGGGCUUUACGGCGGCGCGCGUUGUGGAAACGAGCGAAAGUGCAGUGUUUGCGAUAUUUCUCGGGCUGCGAACGCCGUCGUCAGAUACACCUGCAGGGGUGCAUUGAUCCGGCGGUGAGCCACACGAGAUGCAUUACUUUGUAGUACCCGACCAAUUAGAUGCUCUCUCUGAGAGAGAACCAAUUCAACAUUUUAUCAGUGCGCGAAAGAUUGUAAUCUCUUCUUCCGUAAAAUUCGACAAAUCUUGAUCUAUCGCUAUCUCACUAACUUUGCCGAUCUCCUUCGUUCAGUCGGUGGUUUGACGUUCACCAGACAGAAAGCAAGACAUCGGAAAAUAGCGACGGGAAGCUCCGAGGACGACGUCUCGGGCGACGCCGCUGCGAGAUCGGGCGUCAGGAAACGCGAGUGCGAGUGCGAGUGCGAGUGCACAGAAACGGGCUACAGUGGUAUCCAGGUGGGGGCAGGAAGGUGCGGGGCCGGCAAAGCCUUGUGACGAAACGAAGGAUUAGAUGGUGGAGGUGCUCGGAGGCCGGGCUAGGGAGCCUACGGGGCCUACGCGCAGGGCACCUCGCACCUACCCAGGAUCAGUGGAGCUGCAGGUGCGCCGUGUGGGGCCCCGCGAGGACGUAGAGGUUACCUCAGGGGUAACUCAACUCGAGGCGGACUCGCAGGAUCACGGUACUGAGCCGUGCGUCCCGUUCAGGACGCCCGCCUGUGUCCUCGCGACACAGCGUCCUGAAAAGAAUCAAGGACGUCCCAAGCUCGUCGCGCGGAUUGCACGAAGCGCGAAGAAGAGCGAGGAGCUUCCGUCGGAGGAAAUCGAUCCGGCGGGACAGGACGAAACGGAGAAGGACGUUAGUCCUUCGCAAGAAAGGCCGCUCGCGGCUAGGUUCGUGAACAAGUCGGAGCCCGGAUCGGGCUCCCGCGUAAAGAGCGAGGCUGGCGAGCGCAAUGUGGCAGAGCGGCGGCAUGGGCACCCAUGCGGCCAACAACCCGUGGAUGAAGCUGAUGGGCAUCGUCCACAAGGAACGGAGGCAUCACGACUCGGGGUCCACCGCCGCCGCUGCCGCUUCUGGGGUGCAGGGUUCAGCGACCACCGGCAGCAACGAUCGAACGCUCAAUCAAUCGCUGCCGAAACUCAGCAGCCAGGACGAGGAUGGGACGAAUCCCCACACCCAAUACACAGGCGUCACACAUUUCGAGCCCAUACCGCACGAUCAUGAUUUCUGUGAGAGGGUCGUCAUCAACGUGAGCGGGCUACGGUUUGAGACACAGCUGCGUACGCUGAACCAAUUUCCGGACACGCUGCUCGGCGAUCCGACACGGCGGCUUCGAUACUUCGAUCCGCUACGCAACGAAUACUUCUUCGAUCGGAAUCGACCUUCCUUCGAUGCUAUACUUUAUUACUAUCAGAGCGGCGGCCGCUUACGCCGCCCGGUCAACGUCCCGCUCGAUGUCUUCUCCGAAGAGAUCAAGUUCUACGAGUUGGGCGAGAUGGCGACUAACAAGUUCAGGGAAGACGAAGGCUUCAUCAAGGAGGAGGAAAAGCCGCUGCCGUCGCACGAGUUUCAGAGGAAGGUCUGGCUGUUGUUUGAGUAUCCGGAGAGCUCGCAAGGCGCCCGGGUGGUCGCCAUAAUCUCCGUGUUCGUGAUCCUCCUGUCGAUCGUGAUCUUCUGCCUGGAGACGCUGCCCGAGUUCAAGCAUUACAAGGUCUUCAACACGACGACGAACGGCACGAAGAUCGAGGAGGACGAAGUGCCGGAUAUCACGGACCCGUUCUUCCUAAUAGAGACUAUUUGUAUCAUCUGGUUCACAUUCGAGUUAAUAGUGCGCUUCCUCGCCUGCCCAAACAAAUUCAACUUCUUCCGUGACGUAAUGAACAUCAUCGAUAUCAUCGCGAUCAUUCCGUACUUCAUCACCCUCGCCACAGUGGUGGCCGAGGAGGAGGACACGCUGAAUCUACCCAAAGCGCCAGUAAGCCCGCAGGACAAGAGUACGAACCAAGCAAUGUCCCUGGCGAUACUCAGGGUGAUCAGGCUGGUCAGAGUGUUCCGGAUAUUCAAGUUAUCUAGGCAUAGUAAAGGCCUCCAAAUCCUCGGGCGGACUCUCAAGGCCUCCAUGAGGGAACUCGGAUUGCUCAUCUUUUUCCUCUUCAUUGGUGUGGUGCUGUUCUCGUCAGCAGUCUACUUCGCGGAGGCCGGCACGCAGGACAGCUUCUUCAAAUCGAUACCGGACGCGUUCUGGUGGGCGGUGGUCACGAUGACGACCGUGGGCUACGGCGAUAUGAGGCCCGUGGGAGUCUGGGGAAAGAUCGUGGGCUCAUUAUGCGCGAUUGCCGGUGUCCUGACGAUCGCUCUACCCGUCCCCGUUAUCGUCUCCAACUUCAACUACUUCUAUCAUCGUGAGACUGAUCAGGAGGAGAUGCAGUCGCAGAACUUCAAUCAUGUGACUAGCUGUCCGUAUCUUCCUGGCACUUUAGGUCUGAAGAAGAUCUCGAUGUCGGAAUCCUCGUCAGAUAUAAUGGAACUGGAGGAGGGCACUUUGUUUACUCAUCCAGAGAUAACUAAAAAGUCAAAUUGCAACCCUCGCCACAAUAACAAUAUCAAUCCAGCCUGCAUGAGCAUCGAGACUGACGUUUGACUACUAGUGAAGGAGAUGGUGGCAGCAUGGUGGCCGUUGCUGGGUCAGUUGUCAAAGAGCAACUGCGGCUUCCUGCGGUACCUGACGUAGGCCUCCUUCACACCUCGUCAUAGCCGUAACGGCUGGUGCCAGCGUCACAUCUCACCAGCCUGUCCAAUCAGAUCCGUCAGGGGCGCCUCAGGUCAAGAUCGCGAGAGAUCACCAAGGAUCACGCGAUUUUCCGGGAAAUCGAUCGGGUGCUUCCUCCAUCUGUGACGAGAAACGGGGAUGAGAGGUGGAACAGACCCAAAAUGUGCGAAGAGCAAGAACGAAUCUAUCCCCAUUCUCGAGACGUCGUCAUCUCUCCCGCCACCGCCUCAGAAGACUUGCGCCUCACGUAAGGAUCUACGUGCGAACGAAGGGGACGGGAUAUUUCUUGCUCGCGUGCCAUGUGAGCACGCGUGCGGCCCGAAUCCCCCACACCACCGACUCCAGUGUUCAAAACAAAAAAAUAAAAUAAAAAAUAAAAAUAUAACAAA